Molecule: messenger RNA, 3975 nt
Organism: Thelazia callipaeda (thelaziosis nematode)
Lineage: Eukaryota; Metazoa; Nematoda; Chromadorea; Rhabditida; Thelaziidae
Source: the annotation of a GenBank genome assembly
AUGUUUCCUAAUCAGGAGCAUUAUUUCCCACGCAGUAAUUUAUCCCAGCAAGUCUUGCGACCGGCUCUUGCUUUUCCGAGAUAUGCAUAUAAUAACGCAUUUGUUCCGCCUUCCCUUAAUGUACAUUCUACCACAAGUGGACAGCCUCCAGUUUUUCCAUUAAUCACUCCACAUGCAUCUACAACUAAUCUGUUGACACUGAGACCACUACUUUCAGUGCCGAACUCAGCUGCACAAGCACCAGUUCUUCGCGGUCUUUCUUACGGUGCUCAGAGAGGCAUACCUGGACGCUUAAGACCAGUGUUUUGUAGCGCAGACAAGUAUCCAUGGCAGUCAGCAAAUGCAAGACAGUUUGUUAGACUUCCCGUUAAUUGCAGCCAAGUUUCGGUGACCAGUUCUAGAGAUAUGCCUCGUGUCGCAAUUAAACAGAAUUCACAUCCACGUGAAGUGAUGACUUCCGAUGUUGCAAUUCCCGUUCCAGCUUCUGAUUGUAUGGAGUCAGCUGAGGAAUCAGCAGAUGCAAGCGAUAUUGAUCUCAAACACGAAGGCAAGGAAGAAGGCCAAAAAAAUAAAAAUUGGAAAAAGAUAAAAAGACAACGAAGGAAGCGUAAGCGAGAACUGUGUAGCAGUGAUGGGAGUGAUUCAGAACAUAUUAAGUCUUAUUUUCAUUUAUGUAUUUUAAAAAAUCAUUUGUUUUCAGCUGCUUUAGAACACGGCUCAAGUAAAGAUGUCCCGCGUUGGCAGAAACUAACCGAGGAAGAUUUCGUUGACACGAUUUUGAGCGAUACUGAUGAUGAAGCUGACCAACUUGAACAAACAGUUGCAUGUAGUGGAUUUCACUUAAAAUGCAUUCUUGAUAGCAGAUUUUAUUCUACUAAUAAUGCUGGUGAUGCAUGUGCCACUAAUGAAUUGAAAAAAUUACAAACCAAAUUCAAAAAAGAAGUGAUCGAAAAAAUUGCUAUAGAGAAGGAAAAUCAACCAAAAUCAGAUCCUCCAGAAGUUAUCGCAUUUCACGAAAACUGCAAAUGUGGACAUCACUCUGAUACCGAAACAGAGUCAGAAAGCAGCGAUUCUGACCAAUGCAACGAUGACAGCGAUGAUAAAGGUGUGGAUACAUCUGUCACUGGAUCUGUGGCUGAUAAUAGGCGCAGGAUUAAUCCUGAGAAAUUAAGCGAAUCUAAGAAGCAUAGCACUGUUGCGAAAGAAGAGGCUAGCUCUUAUUUCUUAUCCUUUGUGAGUAGAAAACGGAAUCAUCCAGCUGUUUUACAUGCCGAUGUUUGUUUCAAUGAAGCUGGUCAGGUGAAUGAUGGUCCAGAAUGCCGUUGUUCAUGGACAGCUAAGAAAUCUGGUGUACGUCACAAUAAGUAUGCUGGCGAAACUGUCAUCAAAAAAUGCGACCCGUAUUCUAGCAAUGCUCAUCGUUUAUGGCAUUAUAUACUUUAUACUGAACCAAAUCCAAAUACCAUAGCUCGUCGUUCAACGAAGAUCAAUCAUGAGGGCAAAGUAUUCGAACUAGAAGGCUUCUCUGUUUUCUUUCAUCGACCACUUCCGUUAAAUUUUCCUCAAACACCUUUAUCUAAAUGGACAAGUGAAUACAGCAUGAAAUUCAUGAAAGAAGCUACCCCAACGAAUUUCACCGUAGAAGAUUUAGAAUUAUUUCACCAUUAUUUAUUCAUCGAUGUUAUGGAAAUGUAUGACUUGAAAAGAUAUCCUCUUGAUGACACUGAGGGUUGCCCUUAUUAUCACUGUAUGCCCAGAUUCGUUUGUAAUGUUCAAGCAGAUGAGAAGGAAAUAUUACCUAUGUCAGUUGUACUGGACUUUAUCAUUAAUAGUUAUCACCCAUUUAUGACGGAAUCCCAGGCGUUAAUUUUUAAAACAGAUUCUGAAGCAUAUCGUGAAUUCACUGAAACUGUGCGUGGUUCUCUUGUGAUGGAUGCAAGCAAGAGGCCCUCAACGAUUCGAGCGGAUCUUAUUGACAGUCCUGAUUUUCUUCCUAACAAUCCAGAUACUCUUUAUCCAUUAAUUACCCAUUUCGGUGUGAGGCCUUCUUCUCAUACUUAUAAUUCGAACACAGAAUAUCAGAGGAUGUCGAAGGAUUACUUGAAAAUGCGCAAAAUUCUUGCAAUGAAACCUCGAGUGAGUGCAGAAGAACGUGGAAAGCUUGCUCAGAAAGCAUCGCAGUUAAAAGCAUUGCGUAAUGAUAGUCAACUAAGACGUGACUUUGUUAUGUCGAUAUCAUCUCGUAAUUUCUAUCAUACAGGGCUCUUUCCUGAUAUUGUACAGCAUGGUUUACUCCUGAUUCUUGCUUGUUCACAUGUUCGCUUUCAGUGGUCUUUGGAAGUGUAUGAACAAGAACGUAUACAUUAUGUUUUUAAGAAUCGAUCGCUUUUGGAAUUGGCAUUAACACAUCCAUCGUAUCGUAGUAGUUAUGGUACCAAUAGUGAUCAUGCUCGUAAUACACUCAAUAAUUGUGGUGUUCGUUCUUCAAAGCAGCGAGCGCAUGAUCGCUUAGUACAACAGCAGCUGAGUGCAAAGAAACGAGGAUUUCAUACCUUAAUGGAAAUUAUGUCAAAGUUGGGCUCAAAAAGAGUGGAACAAUCACCGCUGAAUCAUAACGAACGAUUAGAAUUUCUGGGAGAUGCUGUUAUUGAGUUCAUUACCACUAUUCAUCUAUUUUAUAUGUUUAGUGAACUUGAUGAGGGUGGUUUAGCAACCUAUCGUUCGGCAAUGGUUCAAAAUAAAAAUCUUGCUUUGCUUGCUAAGAAAAUAGGCUUAGACGAAUUCAUGCUGUAUGCACAUGGUCCAGAUUUAUGUCAUGAAUCAGAUCUUAGACACGCAAUGGCAAAUGCUUUUGAAGCUAUGAUGGCUGCCAUAUAUUUAGACGCUGGCAUCGACGAAUGCGAUAGAAUUUUCGGUCAUGCGAUGUUUAGUGAUUCAGAAGAGUUGCUUUCUACUUGGUUUAAUUUAGAAGAGCAUCCUCUAAAGCGUGAUAACCCAAAUGGCGAUCGUCAUUUGAUAAACAACAUUCCAGCUCUUCAGCUGCUUACACAGCUAGAACAAAAUAUCGGAAUUACAUUUAAGCAUAUCCGAGUACUGGCUAAAGCGUUCACCAGAAGGAAUAUUGGAUUUAACAACCUCACAUUAGGACACAAUCAACGCCUCGAGUUCCUUGGAGAUACGGUUCUGCAAUUAAUAACAACCGAUUAUCUUUAUAAGCAUUUUCCGUAUCAUCACGAAGGUCAUUUAUCUAUAUUACGAACAUGUCUAGUUAGUAAUAGAACACAGUCCGUUAUUUGUGAUGACAUUGGCAUGUCAAAAUACGUGGUAACUCCAAAAGUCAUGCAGAAAAGUGGUUUGCCUCAGUUGCGAGUAAAAGACAAAGCAGAUCUUGUCGAAGCAUUCCUUGGUGCUCUUUACGUCGAUCGUGGGUUGGAUUACUGCAAAGUUUUUUGUAGAAUUUGCUUCUUCCCUCGUUUAAAGUUUUUCAUCAUUUCACAACACUGGAAUGAUCCAAAAUCACAGCUACAGCAGUGCUGUUUGACUCUUCGACAAAUGGACGGUAGUGAACCAGAUAUACCGGAAUACAAAACAAUUGCUGUCGAAGGUCCUACUAAUACGAGGGUGUAUAAGGUUGCUGUUUAUUUUAGAAAUAAGAGGCUUGCAGUAGGUUGUGGACACACCAUGCAACUAGCUCAGAUGCAUGCUGCUGAAAAUGCAUUAAUAAAACGAGCUGAUCUUUUUCCAACGCUGAAAAGUGCAAAACAUAAUACGGAGCAACAUAAACAUGAAAAUAAUCAAACUAUCAAAAUGAAACAAGAAUCCAGUAAUAUAAGGAAACAACAAACUUCGUCUGAUUCAUCGCAAAGCUUUCAACGAGAUGCUAGUGCAUCAGUCACAGAUGAUUGUCAAACCCCUAAGCCACCGAUUCUAUCUUUGCUUGACCUCAAGUUUGACGAAGACGGUUAUCUGUUGUAA